Messenger RNA from Caenorhabditis angaria, 3872 nucleotides. The record is from the annotation of a GenBank genome assembly. NCBI's taxonomy places the organism in Eukaryota, Metazoa, Nematoda, Chromadorea, Rhabditida, Rhabditidae.
AUGCGGGGAUUUUUCGUGAUUUUGUUUUCGAGUUUUUUGCUGAUUGGGUAUUUGUUGGCGGGAAAUUCGAAUAAUAAUAAUCAUGACGAUAAUGAGUUUGCCGAGUUUGAGGUGAGCUGAAAAUCCCGAUUUUUCGACCCAAAAUCCAUGAUUUUCAGCCAAUUUUGAGCUAACAACCCAGAAUUUCAGGACGACUUUGCUGAAAUUGUCAGCGAUCCGAUUGUCACCAAACAACCUGUGAAAGAGCACGAAAAAGCGGCGGCGAAAGACGAAAAAUUCGCCGACGACGAUGAUUUUGGAGUUGUGGAUGAGGAAGUUGAGAAGGAUUUGGGCUCGGACGAUGCUCCGCCACCACCACAACCGCUUAAAUUUGCUGAUGUGAGGAUUUUGGGUUUUUUUUCGUUCGAAACUACAAUACUCCGCUUUUACACCCUAUUAUCGAAAAUCUCAUCGGUAACACGCGCUCCACCGAAAUAAACACGCAACGCAGACCGCGCCGCGCCACAACACACACGAUAAAGGGAGGGAAUUUGAAUCGUUCCCUUAUUUGUGUGUGUUGUGGCGCGACGCGGUCUGCGUUGCGUGUUUAUUUCGGUGGAGCGCGUGGUACCGAUGAGAUUUGCGAUAAUAAAAAACAUGGGAAUUUCGAGGAACCAUCGUAGUUUCACUUCCCCAUAGCGUAAAAGCGGAGCAUCGUAGUUUUACAACGUCAAAAACAUGAUUUCCAAAUUUUCCACAGGUUCCCGCGCAUUUCCGCUCAAAUUGGGCAUCGUAUCAAGUGGAAGCCAUUGUUCUUGCCAUCAUUCUCAUCUACGUCAUCAAUUAUCUCAUCGGAAGAGCCACAAAUCAAUCGAUAGCCAACGCGGCCUUUGAAAAUUGCCGUGAAAUUUUGGAAGAGCAAUUCGCUGUGGUGGGCGACGAUGGAAUUACGGAGUUGGAACAAAUUGCGCCGAUUUUGCGCAGAGAUACGGAUUAUACGUUUAGUGCUUGGUGUAGUGGACGAAUUAAUUUGCAUUAUUUUAAUCUACAGGUACUUGAACUUGGAAAAUAUGCAAAAAUACGAAAAAUUGAUCUAAAAAUGUGAAUUUUUCAUAGGUUUUCAAGAAAAAUAGUCCGAAGUCCGAAAAGUCCGAAGCUCCGCCCCCUUUUCGGACGCAUUAAUUUGCAUUAUUUUAAUAUGCAGGUUCACCGAAAUAAACACGCAACGCAGACCGCGUCGCGCCACAACACACACAAAUAAGGGAACGAUUCAAAUUCCCUCCUUUUUUGUGUGUGUUGUGGCGCGGCGCGGCGCGGUCUGCGUUGCGUGUUUAUUUCGGUGGAGCGCGUGGUGAGAUAAUAGUUUUAAUAUGAAAAAUCACCUUUAAAUAGUUGGAACUUGUCAAAAAUUAACCAAAAUUUAUGAUUUUCACUGAAAAAUUAUCUAGAAAAAUCAAAUUUGAUCUCCAAAAUUCUCCAGAUGCGUAUGGUAAAACGUCAAGAUCUCGUGAGCAGAGUUCUCGAUUUCUUCGAUCCUCAAACCGAUCGUCUAACAAUCAAAUCACAUCUCGAAUCAACAAAUGAAACAGAUCCACUUGUUCUAUUAGUUGGAGAUAAGAAGACAACAUCGAAACAAUUCAAAGAACAAUUGGAUUUAUCUACAUUUACCACCGAACGAAAACAGACUGCUCAACAAAUCAAUUUGCCAGCCAAUUAUAAUCUAUAUGCCGAUCAGAAUGAGAUUGUUUUCUCGAUUUUGGAACCCGGAAUUAUUGGAUUGUUGAAGAAACAUGAGAAAGCUAUUGAAUUUAUUCAUAUUUCUGAUCAAUUUACAGGACCAAAACCGCCUGAGUAAGUCGAAAAUCAGAUUUUUUGACACAAAAUUCAUGAAAAUCACGUAAUUUUCACCUAAAACAUGUAUUUCCAACGAUACUCCACGUUGACACCUUGAAAAUUCGGAUUUUUUAAGGUGUGAACGUGGAGCAUCGUAGUUUUCAUGAUUUACAUCAGUUUUAGCUUGAAAUCCAUCAAUUUUCCUGAUUUUCCGAGGAGUAAACGCGGAGCAUCGUAGUUUUCAUGAUUUUUCACCCAAAAUUCACCAAAUUCUUUGGAAAGACAUGUUUUAGGUCAAAAACUACAAAACUCCGCGUUUACGAGUCAGGUGUAAACGUGGAGCAUUGUAGUUUUCUGCACAAUUUUUCAAAUUUUGCAUUAAAGAAUCCCAAAUUUUUUGCAGUGGUGAAACGUAUACCCGCCUGCCAGAAGCUCAAAGAUAUUUGUCGAUUUCGUUGAAUUUGAGAGAAAUUCAAGAUCAAGAAACCAUGGAGGAAUUGUUGAAUUUGGUGUUUUAUUUGAUUGAGAAGGUAGUGGGGUUUGGGCUGAAAAUCAUUGAAUUUUGGAUGAAAAUGAGCUAAAAUUCCCCCAAUUUUCAGGUCAAAAAGUUCAAAUUGAGUCGAGAAGCGAAAUUCAAAGCGGAAAAACGUCGAAAAGAGUUCGAAGAGGCUUUUAUGCGCAACACACAUCAAUAUCGACAAGAAGCGGCGCAACAACGAAAAGAGGAGAAGACGAGAGAACGAAAACAGAAGUUGUUGGAUGAAAGUGAUCCGGAUAGACAGAGACGAUUGGAGGUGAGGAGGAGGAGAAAUUUGGGAUUUUUCACGAAAAAUGAUAAAUUUUGAGACAAAAAUCAUGGAAAACGGUUAAUUUUGAGCCAAAAAUCAUGGAAAACGGUUAAUUUUGAGCCAAAAAUCAUGGAAAACGGUUAAUUUUGACCCUAGACGCGAAAAUUUCCACGAAAUUUGGUCCUAAAAUGAUUUUAACGACCGUAAAAAUUACCUAAAGCUUAUAAAAGACCUCCUAAUACCCUAAACCCCUUAGAGAUUUCAAAAUUAACCUUAAGGUCUCUAAAAUUGAGUUUAACAAGGAAAGGUUUUCAAUGUUCCCCCAAGGAAAAAAUCGAGAGUAUGUGGAAUGUUGAGGGUUCCCAUGGGUAAGAAAAACCCUAACGGGAAUAAGGAGAAAAAUGCCUUGUUUUAGAAAUUUUUGGUGUUAUUGAUUUUUGCUAUGAAAUUUUUUAGAAAAAUCGAAACUUUUUUUCAAAAUUGAUGAAAAAUGUCAGUCUAAAAAUCCAUUUGUAGCGCAAACGGCGUACUUCAGUAUUACUUCGACUAAAAUUAGGAAUAAAAUAAUUUUGGUCCCAAAAGUCCACUAAAUCAAAAAUCCAGUUUGAAAAAUUCAUAGAAAAUCAACGUUUCCGUUGUGAAGGAGAAGUUUGUGUGAAUCGAGACUAUGAUUUUCGGAUUCUACGGACCAAAUUACGUCUGUUGACCGUCAUAAAUAUUUCAAGUUCCGUUCAUUUGAAAAUGGAAAAAAUUAUUUUUUGUGUUUUUUUGGUGACCAUUUGAUCAGAAAAACCCCGACUGAAAAAACCAAAUUUCAAAAAAUGUCUAAUUUUUUGAUAAAAAGUUUCACAAACACGUAAUCGACCAUUCUGAACAACUUCCACGACUCAAAAGUUCAUGAAAUAGAUUCAAAAUCGAGUUACAGAUGCUCUAAAAAUCAAAAAAUGGUGUAAAAAUCGACCUAAAAUACAUUUUUUCUCGAGAAUAAGGCAUUUUUCUCCUUAUUCCCGUUAGGGUUUUUCUUACCCACGGGAACCCUCAACAUUCCACAUACUCUCGAUUUUUUUCAGGGGGGAACAUUGAAAACCAUUCCUUGUAAGGUAUCUACAAGUACCUUGAUGACCUUAACGACCCUAAAAUGGGCUCUGAAAGUAUCUUAUCUACCUAAUAGUGACCUUAAAGACCUUAACAACUCAAUUUUUGCAGGCCAAAGAAUUGAAGCGUGAAGCCAAAGCGAAACAACCAAAAAUGAAGCAAUUGAAGAUGAAAUAG